Messenger RNA from Hypanus sabinus (Atlantic stingray), 5196 nucleotides. Its product is annotated as ras-related protein Rab-37-like. The transcript has 9 exons. NCBI's taxonomy places the organism in Eukaryota, Metazoa, Chordata, Chondrichthyes, Myliobatiformes, Dasyatidae. Gene Ontology annotation, biological process: regulation of exocytosis; protein secretion. Gene Ontology annotation, cellular component: Golgi apparatus; endosome. The coding region runs from base 415 to 1113 and encodes 232 amino acids. Gene Ontology annotation, molecular function: GTP binding; GTPase activity. The record is from RefSeq and is a predicted model, not a curated record.
UAAGAGGAAUAGUAGAGGGACGAGCGAGUUGAGUGCAGAAGGCUGGGAACGGGGAGGCAACAUGGAUAGCAGUUAAUCAGCCCGUUGCUGAGGUACAAGACCAGGCGGGAGGAGACUGCUCCUGUGAGAGUUAAACUGAAAGUAAAGUGCCUGAGCUCUGAUGACUAAUGUUGCAGCCCCUCCCUCCUUUGCUUGAGAUGAUCACCUGUAGAUGAGCGAGAGAGAGGGAGGGGGUCGGCACUACACAUACGGAGCCAGUCUUACUGGGCUAGGAUCCCGGAGCCGGGAUUGGACAUGGAGCUCCCUCUGUCCGGAGCUCCCUUUCGCUAACCCGGGCCAGGGAGUGCCGAAGCCCGGGGCGGUUCUACCAUCGCGUCGCGUCUCUCGAUUUUACUUCCUUUCCCUCAACCUGCCAUGCCUCGCAAAAAGAGUUCCCAGCCGAGCCAGAGCAGCGUCGACCUGUCGAAUGGAGCGCCCAAGUCUCCUUUGCACCGCUCCGGGUCCAGCAGUGAGAUCCACGACCUGACAUACAAGGUGAUGUUAAUUGGAGAUUCUGGUGUGGGCAAGACCUGCUUCCUGGUCCAGUUCAAAGAUCACGCCUUUCUAGCAGGGAGCUACAUUGCCACUGUUGGAAUAGACUUCAGGAAUAAGGUGGUGGUUGUGGAUGGGGUCAAGGUCAAGUUGCAGAUCUGGGAUACAGCGGGGCAGGAACGGUUCCGGAGUGUCACUCACGCGUACUACCGGGAUGCACAAGCUCUCCUGCUGCUGUAUGAUAUUACAAGCAAAUCAUCAUUUGACAACAUCAGGGCCUGGUUAACAGAAGUACAUGAAUAUGCACAACAGGAUGUGGUCAUCAUGUUGCUAGGUAACAAGGCUGACAUAACCAGUGAGAGAGCCAUCAAGAGAGAAGAAGGAGAGAGACUGGCCAGGGAGUAUGGUGUUCCUUUUAUAGAGACCAGUGCCAAAACAGGCAUCAAUGUUGAACUAGCAUUCCUUGCUGUAGCAAAGGAACUGAAGCACAGAUCUGCCAAUCAACCCAAUGAGCCCAAAUUCCACAUCCAUGAAUACAUUGAAUCUCAAAAGGAAAGGUCCAGAUGUUGCGGUAUUGAAUAAAUGGCUGAUCUCAUUGGAGGACUCAGGGUGUGGCACAGUAAUCAGCUUCACCGUUCAGCUGUGAAGCAUGCACCAAUUGUAUACCUACAUUCACUCUCAGCUUGGUGUUGAGCUUAAGCACCCUCAAACAUUCUAUAUUACCUCCAUAUUCACUCAAUGUCAUUCUCAUAUCCUUAGUCAUUUAGUAUUCCUUUCAUACCCAUCCAGUCCCUGUCCCAAAGAAGCUCCCCAACUGGCCACUCAUCCACCCAGACAUUCCUUCCCCCCACCUCUAAAACUCCUUAAGCUAGAACAAAGACACAUCCCUUGAAUUCUAACCCCUUUCUCUCCCCAAUGUUUUACCCUUUUAGCUGCCCAGACCCUGAACUCUGGACUUCUCUCAAUGACGAAGCACAUCUGCCCAGGGAGCCAAUGGGAAUUGGAGAAAGGCUGGGAAUUUUCAGGCCUGAAACAACCAACCACUCCACAUUCUCCUGUUGUGGCCACGUUCUCACCCACCCACCCCCAAAACUCCAACCUUUUAAUGGAUUCAGUUAAUGGGUUCCCAUCAAAGUUACUGAAACCACUGGAUCCUUCAACCUGUUGUCAGCACCCACUCCUCUCCCCUUAUCUGGGUUGGAGAAUUUACCAUUAAAAUGGUGGACAGGUAGGAUAGAUUGGUCCAAGACAGACUGGUCCAGCUCACCAGAGUAAGACAGAGGGUUAAUUAUCAAGCCAGGAUGCAUCAAACAUUCUGCUCAGUACAAAAUACCAGAAACUACCUGACAGACAAGAUAACUAAAGGGUAAACUUGAGUCAGGGUAGCUAAGCAACUACUUCAUCAUAGAAAGGGAAGUGGAAUGCCAGAACAGUCUCUCACAAAGAUGGGAAUCUGUUGAAAAUUUCAAAACUAAGAUUUAUUUUUUCUCUUGGUAUAUUACAUUAAGAGUUAUGAAAACAGAAUGGGUUUGACAAGUAUAAAGUGCAUGUCUGCUAAUUGAAAGGCAGAACAGAUAAGAGCUGAAUGGCCUCGGCCCUAUCUAACCAGUCAGUACAGGUUCAAUCUCGUCUGUGGUGUAUUUCAGCUAUGCACAUAACCUGAGGCAAUCCCUUCAACACAGCCAACUGGAGAUUCAAACCUAAGGUGCCCCCGCCUCUCCCUCCACCUCACAAAUAGACCAGUUUGACUAUGAGCCCAACACUGUUGUUCAACCAUAUUUGCCCCUCCCUUCCCCAAUUAUAAAACCCACCUCUGUUCCUAUUCAGCAACGCUGUUUAUUAUCUCUGCACAGCAUUCAAUGCCCAGUGUCCCAGGGAACAAAUGCUCCAAGCAUUACCUUACUCCAAUCUCUCCUUCAUGCUGCAAUGUAUAUUUUUGCUUUCCAAUAAAUGUUACCUCCCCCCCCCCCGCCCCACCCCUUGGUCACCAGUGGCUCCAUUUGGCUGUAAACAUAUACAGAUAUUUAUAAAAAUGCCUUUUUAACCAUAAGAUGAAAUAAUUGUACAUAAAAUGCUCUUUGCUUUGUACUUGCUAAUGAGAUCACUGUUCUGAUGUUUAACUGGAAUGCAUUUGUUAUACAAGUAAGUUUCCUCAGUCGUAGCUUUUGGAACAAUGGUGCCUACAACAGGAAGUGAAAUAACAGUAUUUCCUGGAAAGUGACCUUUGACUUCUUGCUGACAGUGGAGGUGCCUUUCAAUAUAAACUGCUAAAGCAAUCCUGGCAUCUCUACUAGAGUGCCCCAGAUGCCUUUAAUCCUCCUGUUGCUUGGUUUAUUGUGUUAGACUUGCCUCGUGCCCCCUUUUUCCAGACAACAUCAUGGUUGGAGACUUGGGCCCACAUGGAUUUGAGGAGAUGGUGUCGGAUUUUAUCACAGCUCCUCAUAACCUGACUCCACAGAAUGAACUAUAUAUACAUAAUGAGGCUGCGCCGAUUCAAAUGACCAGCUCACACCCAAGGGGUUUAGUUAUCCUGUCAAGGUCAGUCUCAGCUAGGAAGUAGCAUGCUUGGAUUUCAGAUGCUGUAAGGAAAAGCUUGAAGAAGAUCUGGAGUUCCAUGCCUGAGUUCUUGUGGUACUGGGGCAUUGCCCAUGCAUAGGUUAUUCCUCAUAUUCCAGUGGAUGGAUGAAUGAAGGCAAGCAGCCAAUCAUGGGCAUGCUCUUCAUUCUGGCCACACUGAAGGGGCAAAAGGAGAACAAUUCCCAUCAAUCUGGGUGUGAGAUGUCCCACCCUGUCCCAUUCUCGCGCCCUUCCUUCCCCACCACCACCAUUCCACCACUCCUGUACCUAAUGUGAGCAGAAUGGUCAGUUAAUUGGCCACUGUAAAUUGCCCCAUGUGAGCAGUGGUACAAUCUGCAGGGAGAAUGGAAAAUGAGAUCAGGGCAGACUUAAUAGAAAUGGGUAGAUGGUGGAGCAGAAGUGGCCAUUUUCCCAGGCUGCAGCUCGAUGAGGGAGUUACACUGGAGAAUUCCAGGAACACUUCUGGUUGCCUGGCAUGAUGAACCAAACUUACCAUCCAGGCUCAAAAUGAGGCUGCUUUCCCGAAGUGCUGAAGGAGUAAAGAGAAUGAUCUGUGGAGGUGGUUCCCCCACCCCCUCUCCACUCAUCACAAACACUGGCGAUUGUGGCAGCCUCAUUCUCAGGAACAGUAGUGCAGGAUUGUCCCUCUGGUUCCUGGCCCUCCUCGUUCCUUAAAAUGUCUUCUAGCCAAUCCUCCCUCAUCACACUGGUUAACUCCAGGAGCAGGGCUGUUGUGGGAAUUGCGAAAGAAAUUCCUUUGUGUUUGCUCUGUGUAGGAAUUAGACCUAUGAAAGGUUUUGCCUUUGGGAAAUAGUUCCUUGCAUGCUAAUCAUUAUUUAAGGGUUUAGUGAACUAUCAGUGGUGAGCUGUACCACACAUUCACAGCAGUAUCUGCACUGCCGUGUUAGCAGCCGUGGAGCUGAUUCCCAGACCUCCCUCCAGUGCAGUAGUGAGGGAGCACCACCCUGUCAAAUUGCUCUCUCAACUGGAUGUAGAAGAUGCAAAGAUAAAGAUGAUUUCACCCAGUGUCGUCACUGAACAAAUUAUCACUGUGACUUUUCAUUUAUCUGAGAUUUUGUCAUUCAGCAGUUUAUGAGCACUUUGUAUUAUCAAAUAGCGAUUCUGCCCGUUGUUUCAAAGUAUGUGGACAACUCUCUAACGGAAAAACAGAUAAGAGGAACCUCUCUUGCUCAACCAUCCUCUGGACAAUAAAAUUGGGGUUGGCUCCAUACGCAGCCUCAUUUUUGUCGAGUCCUCCGCACCGGCCAACACUUGGCCAGGUUGUCGUGCAGGAGACAUUAGGGAGGUGGGGUCAUUCACGAACUUGCACAUGCAGGCCAGCUCAUCUGUGCCAAUGCAAGACGCACUCCCCUGCCCCCCCCACUAUACCCGGCAGAGCCCAGAGAAAAAGUGAGGCACCCCCCUCCAAAGCCAAGCUCCUUCUCCAUAACCAGGGCACCUCCACUUCCCUCACCCUACUUUAUCCACUUGCUCCGCUGUAUUGUGCUGACGUUGAAUGAAUAAAGUACCUUGUUUGCCACGUGUGACUCACUGGUUCUCUGCUGCUCACUUGUGUUUGGCCCAUCCUCUUUUGAUUGGAGUGGAUAGUAUCUGAAACAGCAGGAGCCCGGGGAGAGGAACUAGGGAUGCUGCCUAGAUCCUGCCAUCUUCCGCCUCUGCAUUUAGAAGAGGGAACAAGCAUGGUGGGUGGUGCAGUGACGAAGCAUUCGGGCUGUGGGUGGGGUGGGAAGAGACCAUGUGAACAACCCAUACCUGUGGUGCAGAUCAGGCCACCCAGUUUGCUGGGUCACAGAACCUAAAGGAUUUACCAGAGACUGCAGAUGCUGAAGUUAAAAAUCUACUGGAAAUACUCAAUGUCAGGCAGCAUCUGUGGGAGGGGGAAAGGAGUUGAACAUUUUUUAAAACCCUGUAUCAGAGGAGAUGGUCAGAAUAAGAGGGCAUAUGGUGGGAUAGGGCUGAUAGGUGGAUGGAUAAAGGAUAACGGAAUAACAGGCCGAUUGAACCAGGUAGGGGAGAGAUGAAAGUCACUCCCACAUCUGGUUCUGGUUCCGUUUGCUCUUCACAUCU